This is a messenger RNA of Prorocentrum cordatum, 1182 nucleotides long. NCBI's taxonomy places the organism in Eukaryota, Dinophyceae, Prorocentrales, Prorocentraceae. The record is from the annotation of a GenBank genome assembly.
AUGCUGUCGCAUGGUAGCCACGACGGCAUCCAGGGAUCCGAGCACAUGCUGCCAGAGUUCGAGGUCGGCGACGACACGUACCAGGUGCGGAGGCCAGUGAUGGCUCCCAGGCGUCCCGACUAUUCUGUCACAGUCGACCGCACUGGAGGGAAGCCGCUCGGUAUUACUUACGAUUAUUCCGACGGCGCGAGAGUGGUGAUCAAAGACAUGCAGCCUGGCCUUCUAUACGAUUGGAACCGUACGGCGGAACAAGACUCUUGGGUGCUGCUUGAGGACAGCAUCGUUGCCGCAAACGGGGUCGAGGGGGAUGUGGACCUCGUUAUUCAGGAGUGUCUGAAGCACGAUCUGUUGCAUCUGAAAAUGCGGCCUCCAGAUGUUGACCCAGAGGUGCCUCCCGUCUGCCUCACGCGAGACCCCCGAGUGCUCGUGCACGUCUACGACCUCGUAGAGGGCGCGGCCGUGAAAUGGCUCAAUAACCACUGGCCGCGCAGAGGCUUCUUUCACACGGGCGUGGAGGUCUAUGGCAGGGAAUGGUUUUUUUGUGGCACCGAGGGCGCUUUCCACGGAGUCUACUCUGUGACGCCCAGGUGUAACCCGCGCCACGUCUACAGGAAGUCGGUCCUCAUGGGCCACACGAUGCUGGACCCUGGUGACUUCGCAGACCUUGUGCCCAUGAUCCGCAUGAGGUGGCCUGGGUGGACCUAUCACGUAACCCAGCGGAAUUGCCACGCGUUCACAACUUCCUCUGCAGGCUGCUCGGCUUCCCCGCCGGGCCAGCCUUCGGGCUCUUCGCUCGCGGGGACCCCGCGCACGCGGUGGGCGAGCCGUGGAGCUGCCUCUGCGGCCUCGGAGCGCCCCGCGCGGCGGCGCCCUCGGCGCGCCCGGACCAGGCGCGCCCCCGAGGCAGCACCCCUCAAUGGGGGGCGCCGCCGCCCCGCCCCGACCCGAAGAACCAUCGAGCAAAAUCCUUCUCCUCCGCCCAUGGCGACGGGGCCCCGGCGGGACGGGCCGGAGCAGGCCCUCUCUGACCCGGCGGCGGUCCCCCCGCAGCACGGGCCGGGGCGGCGGGGCGUGGCCGACCCGGCGGCGGGCCCCGGGCGGCGCGGGCCCGAGCUGGGCGCGGCCGUGGCCGAGCCGUCGGCGGGCCCCUGCGGGGACAGAGCGGAGCAGGCCACGAUCUGA